Molecule: messenger RNA, 3589 nt
Organism: Choloepus didactylus (southern two-toed sloth)
Lineage: Eukaryota; Metazoa; Chordata; Mammalia; Pilosa; Megalonychidae
Product: endothelin-converting enzyme 2
Exons: 20
Coding region: 16-2754 (912 amino acids)
Biological process (GO): protein processing
Cellular component (GO): plasma membrane
Molecular function (GO): metalloendopeptidase activity; S-adenosylmethionine-dependent methyltransferase activity
Source: RefSeq, a predicted model, not a curated record
CCUGUUGCUGCUAGCAUGGCCUCUCCAGGGGCCCCGCCGCCCCUCGCGGAGUUACCGGAGCAGAACUGUGGGUACAGUGAGGUCCAGUACUGGGACCAGCGCUACCAAAGCGCAGCCGACUCUGCCCCGUACGAGUGGUUCGGGGACUUCUCCUCCUUCCGUUACCUCCUGGAGCCAGAGCUGCGGCCCGAGGACCGGAUCCUCGUGCUAGGCUGUGGGAACAGUGCCUUGAGCUACGAGCUGUUCCUCAGGGGCUUCCCUGAUGUGACCAGUGUGGACUACUCAUCAGUAGUGGUGGCUGCCAUGAGGGCUCGCUAUGCCCAUGUGCCCACGCUGCGCUGGGAGACCAUGGAUGUACGUGCACUGGGCUUCCCAAGUGGCUCCUUUGAUGUGGUGCUCGAGAAAGGCAUGCUGGAUGCCUUGCUGGCUGGAGAACGGGAUCCCUGGACUGUGUCCUCUGAAGGUGUCCACACUGUGGACCAGGUACUGAAUGAGAUGGUGGAGUACAAACGGGCCACGCUUCGUGAUGAAGAUGCUCCCGAGACCCCCGUAGAAAGUAGGGCCUCCCUGGACGCCGAGGAGGUGGGAUUCCAGAAGAGGACUAGAUGCCUCUUAGGCUCACACACGCAGCUGGAGCUAGUCUUGGCAGGUGUCUCUCUACUACUGGCUGUACUGCUUCUGGGCUGCCUUGUGGCCCUGGGAGUUCAGUACCACAGAGACCCAUCCCACAGCACCUGCCUCACAGAGGCCUGCAUUCGAGUGACUGGAAAAAUCCUGGAGUCCCUGGACCGUGGGGUGAGUCCCUGUGAGGACUUUUACCAGUUCUCCUGCGGAGGCUGGAUUCGGAGGAACCCCCUGCCUGAUGGGCGUUCUCGCUGGAACACCUUCAACAGCCUCUGGGACCAGAACCAGGCUAUCCUGAAGCACCUUCUUGAAAACACUACCUUCAAUUCCAGCAGUGAAGCUGAGCGGAAGACGCAGCGCUUCUACCUGUCUUGCCUGCGUGUGGAGCGCAUUGAGGAGCUGGGAGCCCAGCCGCUGCGAGACCUUAUUGACAAGAUUGGUGGUUGGAACAUUACGGGGCCCUGGGACCAGGACAACUUUAUGGAGGUGCUGAAGGCAGUGGCUGGCACCUACAGGGCCACCCCCUUCUUUACCGUCUACAUCAGUGCAGACUCGAAGAGCUCUAACAGCAAUGUUAUCCAGGUGGAUCAGUCUGGGCUCUUUCUGCCCUCUCGAGAUUACUACCUAAACAAGACUGCCAAUGAGAAAGUGCUCACUGCCUACCUGGACUACAUGGAGAAGCUGGGGAUGCUGCUGGGUGGACGGCCAGUCUCCACACGGAAGCAGAUGCAGCAGGUGCUGGAGCUGGAGGUACAGCUGGCCAACAUCACUGUGCCCCAGGACCAGCGCCGUGAUGAGGAGAAGAUCUAUCACAAGAUGAACAUCGCUGAGCUGCAGGCCCUGGCACCAUCCAUCGACUGGCUUGAAUUCCUGUCUUUCUUGCUGUCACCACUGGAGCUGAGUGACUCUGAGCCUGUGGUGGUGUAUGGGACAGAUUAUUUGCAGCAGGUGUCAGAGCUCAUCAACCACACGGAGCCAAGUGUCCUGAACAAUUAUCUGAUCUGGAACCUGGUGCAGAAGACAACCUUGAGCCUGGACGGGCGCUUUGAGUCUGCACAAGAGAAGCUGCUGGAGACCCUCUAUGGCACCAAGAAGUCCUGCGUGCCGAGGUGGCAGACCUGUAUCUCCAAUACGGAUGAUGCCCUUGGCUUUGCUUUGGGGUCCCUCUUCGUGAAGGCCACGUUUGACCGCCAAAGCAAGGAAAUUGCAGAAGGGAUGAUCAGCGAGAUCCGGACAGCCUUUGAGGAGGCCCUGGAACAGCUGGUCUGGAUGGAUGAGCAGACCCGUCUGGCAGCCAAGGAGAAAGCAGACGCCAUCUACGACAUGAUUGGUUUCCCGGACUUCAUCCUGGAACCCAAAGAGCUGGACGAUGUUUAUGAUGGGUAUGAAGUCUCUGAAGAUUCCUUUUUCCAGAACAUGUUGAAUUUGUACAACUUUUCUGCUAAGGUGAUGGCCGACCAGCUCCGCAAGCCUCCCAGCCGGGACCAGUGGAGCAUGACCCCCCAGACAGUGAAUGCCUACUACCUUCCAACCAAGAAUGAGAUUGUCUUCCCCGCUGGCAUACUGCAGGUCCCCUUCUAUGCCCGCAACCACCCCAAGGCCCUGAACUUUGGUGGCAUCGGUGUGGUGAUGGGCCAUGAGUUGACACAUGCUUUUGAUGACCAAGGGCGUGAAUAUGACAAGGAAGGGAACCUGCGACCCUGGUGGCAGAAUGAAUCCCUGGCGGCUUUCCGGAACCACACGGCCUGCAUGGAGGAGCAGUACAGCCAAUACCAGGUCAAUGGGGAGAGGCUCAAUGGCCGCCAGACGCUGGGGGAGAACAUUGCUGACAACGGGGGACUUAAAGCUGCCUACAACGCUUACAAAGCAUGGCUGAGGAAGCACGGGGAGGAGCAGCAGCUGCCAGCCGUGGGGCUCACCAACCACCAGCUCUUCUUUGUGGGAUUUGCCCAGGUGUGGUGCUCGGUCCGCACACCAGAGAGCUCUCACGAGGGGCUGGUGACCGACCCCCACAGCCCUGCCCGCUUCCGUGUGCUGGGCACCCUCUCCAACUCCCGUGACUUCCUGCGGCACUUCGGCUGCCCUGUCGGCUCCCCCAUGAACCCAGGGCAGCUGUGUGAGGUGUGGUAGACCUGGGUGGGGGGAGAAAUGUCCACCCAACACGGUGGCCUGGAGCCACCUGGUGAGGCGCCUGAGGAGGCUAUUGACUCCAGGGUUAGGGGAAGGCAGAUGUAAGCCGAGCUGUGCCCAGCCCCUCCACACUCCAGGUGACAUGAGUCCCAGCCCCUCCUCAACCACCACACCGUGCCUCUGUUUUGGGGGUGCCCCUGCCUCCAGCAGAGCCCCCACCAUUCACUGUGACAUCUUAACGUGUCACCCUACCUGGGUGUUGACAUGAAGGAGGCCUGGGACAGGGUGGGGGGGUAGGGGAGGUGAGCACCCACCAGCUCCCAUAGUAAGGAGUCUGCCUCUUCUGGCCCCAAGCUCACUUGCUUUGGUGGCCAUUGGCCUGCUGUGCCUGCCCUACUCUGAACACACAGGACCCAGUGGUGUGCCUCCCAGGCUUCUCCCCAAAGGCUCUCUCAGUGCUCACUUGGGAAUGGACUCUCCUCCCUUUAGCCCCACCCUUACAGGCUGCUCCCCUCCCCCUUGCUUCUCAUGCUGCUCUCAGUACCGCUGCCACCCCUUACUGCUGGGCCAGCUGUGCUUGGCUUUCAGUGGAAGCCUGAGGGCCUUUUAAGCCUUCUUUCUGCCUCCCUGUGUCCUUGGACUGAGAGGGGAAGUGUGUACAUGCAGGGGGUACUGGUACCAGUGUCUUAGGGAGUCACUGAAUCUCCCUGGACUGAGGAAGAAAGUGGAUAGAGCAGGGAGAGGGAAGGACAGAGUUUAUUUUUACAGGAAAGAGGGUGGGGAGGGAGUGGUCUUGGCCCUGUGGGACCCUCUGUCAAUAAACAGACACACAUUA